Molecule: messenger RNA, 780 nt
Organism: Paramecium tetraurelia
Lineage: Eukaryota; Ciliophora; Oligohymenophorea; Peniculida; Parameciidae
Exons: 1
Source: RefSeq, a predicted model, not a curated record
AUGGACAUUCCAAAAAGAACAGAACAUAGACCUCCCAGGCCUCCUGUACCUAAGUUCAGACAUAUUGGAGCAGGAACUGAUUCACCUGAUUUCCUCCCUCCCCCAAAAACUGAAGAAUCCUCUUUUAUUGCAUUAUCCUUUGAUAAUACGUCUGAAACCUCAAUAGAAGAUUUUAAUGAAUCAUAUUUUACUAGAAAAAGAAUAUCUGCUAUUGUAGAAGAAAUAACCAAUUAAAUUGCUUUAUUGGGAUUAAGUGAAGAUCUUUUAAAAAUAGGACUAUCUUUAUUAAAAUCUGAAUUGCUUGAGGGUUUGAAAUCGAAAAAGUAUAAAGCUAUUGCUGUUGCAAUCAUCAUAGCAUCUUUGAAAUAGAUUAAUGCUCCAAUAACAUAAAAAGAAAUACUAUCUAAGACAUCUGUCUCUGAGAAAUAAAUAAAGAAAAUUCUUUUAUAGAUUCAUAAUCCAUAUAAUUUAUAGGCUAUUGUUUAUUCAUUCAUUAAAUAGAUUUCAAGUUAAAUUGGACUUAACGAUAAAUUCAUUACCUUUUGCCUUUAAAUGUUUAAUGAAAUAAAUCUAAGAAGUCUCAUUUAAGGUGAACAUGAAAAUGUAAUAGCUGGAGCCAUUAUCAAAUAUUGUGGUGAUAUUAUAUUUGCAGACAGAGGAGGGAUCAUAGCACAAGUGAUAGCAGACAAUGCCAAAUGCAGUCUUGGACCAUUAAAGAACUUUCUUAAAAAAAUUGAAUAAAACUUACCUUUAACUUAUUCAGUUUAGUAAAUAGGAUGA